ACCAUCCAUAGAGAGCACACAGCCAAAGAAAGAAGAGCAACAAGCAAGAAAAAAAACUUAACUAAGGAAAGAAAUGAGGCUUAGAGGGAGUGUUUGGGGAGGGUUUCUUGUUACUUCAUCAUCAUUUGUGUUUGCUUUAAUGGCUGUGGUGAAAGGGGAUCCAUUGGUGCCCUCUCUGUGCAUCUUUGGAGACUCAGUGGUUGAUGCUGGAAACAACAACUUCUUGAACACAUUGAUCAAGGCAAACUUCCCUCCCUAUGGAAGAGACUUUGCCAAUCACACCCCCACUGGAAGGUUCUGCAAUGGCAAACUGGCCACAGAUUUCACUGCUGAGUUUCUAGGAUUCACAUCAUAUCCACCUGCUUACCUCAGCCAGGAAGCUAAUUAUGGAAACAACAUUCUUGGUGGUGCCAACUUCGCAUCUGCCGCUUCUGGUUACUAUGACCGCACUCCUCAACUAUAUCACGCCAUCACACUUGAACAGCGGUUGGGGUACUACAAGGAGUGGAUGAACAGAGUUGUGAGCUUGGCAGGGAGGGAUAAGGGCAAAACCGUAAUCUCAGAUGGAAUCCAGGUUGUGAGUGCAGGGACUAGUGAUUUCAUCCAGAAUUACUACAUUAAUCCAAUGCUUAAUAGAGCUUACACUCCUGAUCAGUUCUCUAAUCUCCUCAUCUGUUCAUACGCUCGCUUCAUUCAGAGUCUAUAUGGUUUGGGAGCCAGGAGGAUUGGAGUGACAAAUUUACCCCCAAUGGGUUGCUUGCCCGCGUCGAUUACGUUGUUCGGUGGGGGAAGCAACGGGUGCAUUGAGAGGAUGAAUGAAGACGCAGUUUCCUUCAACACAAAGCUGAAGAGUGCAUCCCAAAGCUUAAAGAAUAAGCUCCCUGGCCUCAAACUUGUUGUCUUUGACAUCUACAACCCACUGCUCCAACUCAUCAAAACCCCAUCCCAAGACGGGUUUUUAGAGUCAAGGAAAGCAUGUUGUGGGACGGGGAUGGUGGAGACGUCGUACUUUUGCAACGCGAGAUCGAUAGGGACGUGCUCGAACGCGACGGGAUAUGUGUUCUGGGACGGGUUCCAUCCCUCCCAAGCUGCUAAUCUGAUCCUUGCACAGACCCUUCUGUCCCAAGGCUUAGACCUCAUCUCUUAAAUGUAUUAGUGUACUAAUUAACAUGUUACUGUGUGUGAAUUGGUUAUUAUGUUGUGUGUAGGGUGGUUUAAGUGAUACUAUUUGAUUAUCAUGUUUGAACAUGAUACAUUAAUGUUCAUCUAUUUAAUUUUUGAAUUUCUUGCUGCUUUUUAUUUUAUUUUAUAAAGAGAAUAAUAUUUGGUUUAUGUUUUGUUGCAUGGAUGAAUAGGGUAGUCAAAUGAAUUUUAGGUGUCAUU
Molecule: messenger RNA, 1383 nt
Organism: Cuscuta campestris
Lineage: Eukaryota; Viridiplantae; Streptophyta; Magnoliopsida; Solanales; Convolvulaceae
Source: the annotation of a GenBank genome assembly